ACUUCACUUGCAGUGGUUUGCUUGAAGCACAAACUUGUUGAAUUCUAACAUCAUGGCGGACGAUAUUGCACAAAAACCCAUGCUGAAGACAAGUUUCAAAUCGGUCAAAACGAUCGAAUCGAUCUACACCGGUGGCAAAGUGGUCAUCACUUCCGACGAAAAGCUCAUUAUCUCGACGCUCAACGAAGAUAUCGAAGUGACUGAACUUGCUACAGGCAAGAAUGUGCAUCGAUUGGCUGGCGAUACCGAGAUUGUCACCACGCUUGCGGUUAAACCCGACGGAAAGCAUCUCGUCAGCGCAAGUCGAAGUCUAAAUAUGCGUAUUUGGGAUAUGGAAAGCGGAGAAUGCGUUCGUACAUUGAAGGCGCAUGAGGCGCCUAUCAUCGUCAUGGAUAUUGAUCCCUCCUCUACAUUGGUGGCUACGGGUUCGGCAGACGCUACCAUCAAAGUGUGGGAUAUUGAUAAGGGUUAUUGUACGCAUAACUUGAAGGGUCACGGUGGCGUGGUGUCGGCUGUGAAAUUUCAUCAUUUUGAAGGCAAAUGGUACCUGGCUUCCGGUGCGGACGAUUGUCAGAUUCGUAUCUGGGAUUUGCAAAAGCGAAGCUGCAUUGCUGUUUUGCGAAGCCACGUUAGCGUUAUCCGAGGACUCGACUUUUCGGCGGAUGGAUCUUUGUUGAUUUCGGGUUCGCGUGACAAAGUUGUCAACGUUUGGGAUUGGAAAGCGAGCAAGUUGAAAGCGACUCAUCCUAUCUACGAGACGCUUGAAACAGUCGGCUUUUUGUCGCAGAAUACGGAUUUGAGUCAUUACGAUGCCAAGUGGCUGGAUGCCGAAAUCUUUUACACAGCGGGUGAUAAGGGCGUGGUGCGAUUAUGGGACUUGAAGUCGGGCGAACUUGUUCAGGAGCAAACCGCGGAAAAUAACAGCAAACAUACCAUUUCAGAUGUCAUCUACUGUCGACGAUCACAAAAUCUCGCUGCGGUCACGAACGAUCAGAAUAUCCUCAUCUACUCCAUUCAGAACCAAAUGCGACGUGUCAAGCAAAUCGUCGGUUACAAUGACGAAAUUGUGGAUUUGGUGUAUGUUGGCGCCAACGAGACCCAUUUAGCUGCAGCGACCAAUAGCGAGCAACUCCGAGUCUAUAAUGUGGAAACGCAAGAUUGUGAUCUGGUCUACGGUCACAAAGAUAUGAUCAUAUGUUUGGCCCGAUCAACCGACGGCGAAGUUUUAGUGACGGGUUCAAAGGAUAAAACGGCACGAGUGUGGAAGAUCAAUGUAGAAGCAGAAGAUCCCACUGAACGAUAUGUCUGUGCUGGUCUUUGUGUAGGUCACACCAACCCUAUCGGUGCAGUAGCAAUGUCCCGAAGAUCGAGAAAUUUUAUGAUCACCGGUAGUCAGGAUCGCACUAUCAAAUAUUGGAAUUUACGCGAGAUCAACUGGGAUCAGCCUAAAGACGACUUUCAUCCACGCUCAUUAUACACUCAUCAAGCGCACGACAAAGAUAUCAAUACUAUUUGCGUAGCUCCCAACGAUAAAUUCUUUGCGACAGGUUCGCAAGACAAGACGGCCAAGAUCUGGAAUGUCGACACUGGCGAAUUGGUGGGCACUUGUCGUGGCCAUAAGCGCGGUAUUUGGUGUGCGCAGUUCUCGCCUGUGGAUCAGGUCCUGGCCACAAGUUCAAGUGACAAGACGAUCAAGAUUUGGAGCUUAAAAGACUUUUCAUGCUUAAAGUCAUUUGAGGGCCACACCAAUUCGGUUCUGAGAGUCAACUUUUUAACCAUGGGAGUUCAGCUCGUUUCGGCAGGAUCGGAUGGUUUAGUCAAAUUAUGGACGAUCAAGACCAAUGAGUGUGUGAAUACCCUUGACAAUCAUACCGAGAAAGUUUGGGCGUUAACGACCAGAAAAGACGAAAAGUUUGUGGUUUCCGGUGGUGCCGAUUCCGUUGUCAAUUUCUGGGAGGACGUCACCUUGGAAGAACAGGAGGAAGAAUUGAAAGAAAAGGAAGAGUUUAUCAUCAAAGAACAAGAAUUACAAAACUUUAUGCGCAAAAAGGAUUACUUGAAUGCCAUUCUUUUGGCCUUGUCAUUGAACCAACCUUUCCGACUGCUAAAGAUUUUCCGCGAAGUGAUGGAAUCGCGACCAGAAGGGGACAGCAGUAUCACUGGCUCUUCACAAGUGGACUCCAUCGUGGGAGAAAUGACCCAAGAACAAAUCGAGAAAUUACUGGGCUACAUCCGCGACUGGAAUACCAAUGCUAAACAUUCAGAUAUCGCGCAAUCCGUAUUAUAUGCAUUACUGUCUUCCCACAGUGCAGAAGAAUUAGUGGAAAUCGCCAAUGCCAAAGAGAUUCUCGAUGCACUACUGCCCUACACCGAUCGCCAUUAUCAACGUAUCGAUGAUCUUAUUACACAAUCUUAUAUUGUAGACUAUACUUUGCAUGCUCAAGAAUAAAUU
Messenger RNA from Radiomyces spectabilis, 2452 nucleotides. Its product is annotated as WD40-repeat-containing domain protein. NCBI's taxonomy places the organism in Eukaryota, Fungi, Mucoromycota, Mucoromycetes, Mucorales, Radiomycetaceae. Gene Ontology annotation, molecular function: U3 snoRNA binding; protein binding. Bases 53 to 2449 code for a protein of 798 amino acids. Gene Ontology annotation, cellular component: 90S preribosome; nucleolus; small-subunit processome. Gene Ontology annotation, biological process: endonucleolytic cleavage to generate mature 5'-end of SSU-rRNA from (SSU-rRNA, 5.8S rRNA, LSU-rRNA); endonucleolytic cleavage in 5'-ETS of tricistronic rRNA transcript (SSU-rRNA, 5.8S rRNA, LSU-rRNA). The record is from RefSeq and is a predicted model, not a curated record. The transcript is spliced from 9 exons.